AUGUUUAAGAAUCAGUAUGAUACGCACACUACCACUUGGAGCCCUACUGGACGUUUAUUUCAGGUGGAGUAUGCGAAUGAGGCGGUAAACAAUGGAUCUGCUGCUGUUGGAGUGAAGAACACGGAAUACGUUGUUUUGACUGCCCUUAAACGCAGUCCUGUUGCGGAAUUGUCAUCUUAUCAAGAAAAAGUAUUUAAAUUGGAUGAACAUGUUGGUAUGGCAAUUGCCGGUCUUGUUGCGGAUGGUCGUGUAUUAGCCCGUUUUCUACGCACAGAGUGUAUGAACUAUCGCUAUAUGCAUGACAGUGAUAUGCCUUUACCAAUCAUGUCUGAUAUGAUUGGUGAGAAACAUCAGCGACAUAUUCAAGUGGUGGGCAAACGACCAUUUGGUGUUGGACUUUUAAUUGCGGGAUAUGAUCGUACGGGACCACAUUUAUACCAAACUUCACCUACUGGAGAUGUAUUUGAUUUUAAGGCAACUUCUAUGGGAUUACGUUCACAGGCGGCACGUACGUAUUUGGAAAAACACUUUAAAUCUUUCCCAGAGUGUACACUUGACGCCCUGGUCACACACGCUUUGAAAGCACUUGCAGCCGCAACUUCUGGUGGUGUGGAAUUAAACAUCCGCAAUACAUCUAUUGCCAUUGUAGGAAAAGAUACUCCCUUCACAGUUCUCACGGAAGAGGCAUCACGAAAGUAUUUGGAUGGAUUUAAAAUGCGUCCAGAAGAUAUUCCUCCUGCGGCGGAAGCAGAAGAGGAGGAAACACUGGAGGAACGUCCUCUUGAUGUGGAAGAGUAA
Molecule: messenger RNA, 798 nt
Organism: Trypanosoma theileri
Lineage: Eukaryota; Euglenozoa; Kinetoplastea; Trypanosomatida; Trypanosomatidae
Product: putative proteasome alpha 1 subunit
Exons: 1
Coding region: 1-798 (265 amino acids)
Biological process (GO): ubiquitin-dependent protein catabolic process
Cellular component (GO): proteasome core complex, alpha-subunit complex; proteasome core complex
Source: RefSeq, a predicted model, not a curated record